Molecule: messenger RNA, 841 nt
Organism: Sus scrofa (pig)
Lineage: Eukaryota; Metazoa; Chordata; Mammalia; Artiodactyla; Suidae
Gene: CLEC12A
Product: C-type lectin domain family 12 member A
Molecular function (GO): signaling receptor regulator activity
Source: RefSeq, marked provisional
UCAAGCUUUCCCUGCAUAGUCAUCAAUGUCUGAAGAAGUCACUUAUGCAGAUCUAAAAUUCCAGGACUCUGGUAAGAAAGAAAAUACCCAGGAGUUUGGCAACUUUGGGAUAAAAGUACCUCCUGCUCCUCCCCACACGUGGCGUCAAAGAGCCUUGGUUCUAACUCUUCUCUGUGUUCUGCUGCUGAUUGGACUGGGAGUCUUAGGAGGCAUACUCGUGGAAAAGUUGAAUAAACUACAAAAUUUCAAUGAAGAACUUCAGAGAAAUGUUUCUCUACAAGUAAUACAUGACAUGAACAGUGCCAAGAAGAUCGGGAACCUCUCGAUCACACUGCAAGAAAUAGCCACCAAAUUGUGUCAUCAGCUAUCUAUAGAAAAACCAGAGCACAAAUGUAAACCUUGUCCAAAGAACUGGAUGUGGCAUGAGGACAGCUGCUACAUAGUAAUUAAACUUCCUGAAACUUGGCAAAAGAGUGACAUGUUAUGUUCUGCCCAAAAUGCCAGCUUGUUGAAGAUUAAAAACAAAAGUGUGUUGGAAUUUAUAAAAUCUAGGAAAAUAUAUGCAUCUUGGCUGGGAUUAUCUCCCAGAAAAACUCACACAGUCAGCAGGAAACUGGAUGAGACAAUUAUCUCCUCUGACUGGUUUACAAGAAAUACAAAUGACUUAAAUGAUAGCAUGUAUUGUGGAUACUUAUAUAAUAACCGUGUUAAUUAUGCUGACUGCACUGAGACAAAAAGAAUUAUAUGUGAGAAAUUGGCUGAUCCAAUGAAGAUUGAGGAUAUACUAACAAGUGAAGAACCAGCUGGAAGAAUGUAGUUAGUGCAAUUAUUUUGCCUCAGC